This is a messenger RNA of Hyaena hyaena (striped hyena), 5656 nucleotides long. RefSeq names its product abhydrolase domain containing 13 (gene ABHD13). The record is from RefSeq and is a predicted model, not a curated record. The transcript has 2 exons. NCBI's taxonomy places the organism in Eukaryota, Metazoa, Chordata, Mammalia, Carnivora, Hyaenidae. Gene Ontology annotation, molecular function: palmitoyl-(protein) hydrolase activity. Gene Ontology annotation, cellular component: membrane. The coding region runs from base 274 to 1287 and encodes 337 amino acids.
AGGAGGAGGAAGGCGGAGAGGGGAGCAGGUGAUGUGGGAGCCGGCGGGGACAUUUGCCGGCGACACCGAGCGUGGGCCGGAAGUGGAGGAGCCGAGAGCGGCGCCGCGACAGCUCCGGGCUAGACCGUGGCGACGGCGGCGGCCCCUCGGCUGGAGGACGAUGAGGAGCGACGGAAGCGGCGCGGGGGGACGCUGCCGCGCGGCGCCGGGUUCCGUGUCCGCGGCCCACUGCGCAGCCUGCGAGCAGGUCUAAGACACUUACGGAGAGCUACAAUGGAAAAGUCCUGGAUGCUUUGGAACUUUGUUGAAAGAUGGCUAAUAGCUUUGGCUUCGUGGUCUUGGGCUCUGUGCCGUAUUUCUCUUUUACCUUUAAUAGUGACUUUUCAUCUGUACGGAGGUGUUAUCUUACUUUUGUUAAUAUUCGUAUCAAUAGCAGGUAUUCUAUAUAAAUUCCAGGAUGUAUUGCUUUAUUUCCCAGAACAGCCAUCUUCUUCACGCCUCUAUGUUCCCAUGCCCACUGGUAUUCCACAUGAAAACAUUUUCAUCAGAACCAAAGAUGGAGUGCGUCUGAAUCUUAUUUUGAUAAGAUACACUGGAGACAAUUCGCCCUAUUCCCCGACUAUAAUUUAUUUUCAUGGGAAUGCAGGCAACAUAGGUCACAGGCUACCGAACGCAUUGCUUAUGUUGGUUAACCUCAAAGUGAAUCUUUUGCUUGUUGAUUAUCGAGGCUAUGGAAAAAGCGAAGGAGAAGCGAGUGAAGAAGGACUCUACUUAGAUUCUGAAGCUGUGCUAGACUACGUGAUGACUAGACCUGACCUUGACAAAACGAAAAUUUUUCUUUUUGGCCGUUCCUUGGGAGGAGCAGUGGCAAUCCAUUUGGCUUCCGAAAAUUCACAUAGGAUUUCAGCCAUCAUGGUGGAGAACACGUUUUUAAGCAUACCGCAUAUGGCCAGCACUUUAUUUUCAUUCUUCCCGAUGCGUUACCUUCCUUUAUGGUGCUACAAAAAUAAAUUCCUGUCCUACAGAAAAAUUUCUCAGUGCAGAAUGCCUUCUCUUUUCAUCUCUGGACUCUCUGACCAGUUAAUUCCACCAGUAAUGAUGAAGCAACUUUAUGAACUCUCCCCGUCUCGGACUAAGAGAUUAGCCAUUUUUCCCGAUGGGACUCACAACGAUACGUGGCAGUGCCAGGGCUAUUUCACCGCCCUGGAGCAGUUCAUCCGAGAAGUAAUAAAAAGUCAUUCUCCUGAGGAAAUGGCAAAAACUUCAUCCAAUGUAACAAUUAUAUAAUGUUUCUUCUUUUUGAUUAGUGCACUGUAUUUUAAUUUUGCAGAAUGAUAAAGAAUGUUCCUUUCUAGCAGUGUGUUAUGUCUGUACUUGUCUGAAGAGUGACAUUAAACUUUGAAAGGACUUCAGUGCUCCUUUGAGAUGAUCCAAAUAGUUUUUUACAUUUGAAGAACUGGAAUUCUUGGGAUUCUUUCAUACCUUUUCGUCAAACCUUUCAAUGUGGUUAUGUGUCCAUAUCUUUAGUUUAAUAUGCCAGUAUAAUAGCAUAUUGUAUUCAAAAGUUUCUUGUUGCUAAAAGGGUGUACUUCAUGUGGCACUUAGAUUCGUGGCCGGGUGUGGAAGGAGAUCUGUCAACGAGAAACCUUUGGGUAUUCUUUAUUCCUUUAGCAAGUACCGGGACAAUCGUGGUAAGCAAACUUAGUUCUGUAACUGCAUUCUUCACCUUAAAAGUUAAAAUGAAAUGCAUGAUGGUAUUUUAUUCCCUGAAUUAUGCAAUGCAUUGUUUUUAAUGUAAAUAGUACUGGUCUUCGACCGAUGUAUAUGGUAACCUGGGUUAUAUCUAUUUUUAUGUAAACUCUAUUUUGUUUUCGGCGAGAAGUGACAGUGAGGCCUGUGUGCAGAUUGUCAUUGAAGUUUGCUCUGGUGAAUGCUGAGAUCCAGCUUUUUCUUACAAAUCACUGGGACCCCGUUUUCCAAUAUCAACGUACCGUGUUUUGUUAGGUACGGUCUGGAUCAUGGCAUGUAAAAAUAGAAAUUUAGAAUUUUACUGCAGCUUUGAUGUGCAUAUUUGAACUUUUUAACAUUUGUAACUUUGGUGGCAAAGAGAAUUUUAGCUUCUGUCAAUUUUGUAAGUCUACAGCUGAACCCCUCACAGCAGUCAUAACGACCAUCAGAACUUGUUUAAGAAUUAAAUUAGCAAGUCCUAUCAUUCCAUGGUUGUACAUACUAUUUUACAGAAAUUCCCACACUUGAUUUUUAAGUCCAGUGUCUAGGUAUAUCAGCCCACGAAAGCCAAGGUAUCAUUUAUUGGACUUUCUGAAAAUAAAAGUUACAAAAUCAAAAGCAAAAAACCUGUUCUUUGGUUUAAUGUUUCAGUUGUUCUUACAGAGAGCAUUAAAGGACAGUUUCAGGAAGUCGCCUUUAUUUUUCUCCUUCUUGUAGGAGUGUGGGAAUGAAGGAACUCAAGAACUUUUUCUUACAGAACCUAUUACCACAUUUAACAGUUAAGUGGCUGUAAGUGAGAAGUAGUAUUUAGACAUAGAGAAGAGUAAGAAAAAUCUUACUUUAAAAAAAAGCCCCUUAAAAUCUGCAGAAUAUACUUUAAAAAAUACAAGCUACGGGGUAUAAUCAUGCUAAGUUGUUUCAAGCUGUCCUUAGAAAUUAGACGUAAUUGAGCUCUGUACCUUAUGUCAGCUUUAACGUAGAAUAUUUUGAAUGUUUUAGCUAUAUUUAUUGGCUUUGUGCAAGCAGCUAGAGCAGAGAAAUCAGGGGUCAAUAUUCUUGACCUUAAUUUUAGACUCUUUCCAUGGAGAUGGGGCUAGAGAUACUUUUGCCAAAUAACAUUCUUAUUCACUUUAUGUCAGUAUUUAGAAAAAAAUUAAUCCUAGCAAUUAUGAUUUCUAAAAGACACUUUUUCUAUAAGUUAAUGUUUAAGAGUCAUGCUUUAAGAAAAAAAAAGUUGGUAACGCAUAUCAUGGGAGAUGUAUUUUUAUGUAUACAUCCACCACAGUGAAAGGAUGCCUCUCUUCUUGUCCAUCACUGCGCUGUAGUGACCCCCCACACAGUGGCGCCUUCCGAAGAAACAAGUUACUACAGCAAAAGUCCAUGUACUUAGGCAUGAGCUUACUUGGUGCACCUCAGCUUUACCAUCUUUAAGGUUCAGAGCAGCUUUGUGUGUUUCCAUGGAAUCACUGAGUGUUCUCCUUGUGACCCAAUUGUCACCUUCACUCGUAACUAUGCUGAUGAAGGGUAAGAGCUUUUUCUUCAUCAGUGUUUUGUUCUUAUGCUGCUUUUUUUUUUUUUAAGGUUUAUUUAUAAACCAUUUUUUCCCCCACUAAAGCCAGGAUUUCAAAAGUCGUACAGUACUCCUGUUCAUCCCCACCUUCGUUCUCUUCGGAUUAAGGGACAUUUGUUCCUGGGGCUGUGUUUAGGGUAGUAGGACAUCUUUCUCGGCUUCUGUGUCCGAGACUUCCUUAGAUGGGAAGAGGGUAGAAGACAAACUCUUGUGGUCAGGGGGCCAUGAAGCCCAUGGCAUUAUUUUUUCAAAACAUGUCUAGUUUUGUGGCCAAAGCAGUUGGUCUUAAUAAAAUGUGAAUUCUUCAUGAGUCACUUCUUCAUUUAGACCCAGGUCUUAGUGAGAAUGGAAGCAUGUCUGCCUUGUGUAUUAAUUUCCGGCCCAUUUUGCAAGAGCAGCUGUAAUAAGAGUUUAUGAAUGAAUUUUUAAGUUUUUAAGCUACUGUAAAUGUGGAAGUCCCAGAAUGGUUUUAAAUCUGGCAAGAUACAAUCCAUGUAGAUGAAGAUCCAUUAUUUUAAAAGGGAUUAUUAGGGUGUGGGGGGAAUGGUACAAAGGACACUCAGAAGGAUAUUGCAAAAUAUGGGGAGAAAUAAUUUGUGACAGAUAAAAGGUGCUCAUUGAAGAGAAGUAGCCGGAAAGGGGCCCCGGGACGUGGUUCUUAAAUGGAGAUCCAGGAAAUGAUUAGUGAUUUACUGAUAAGAUUGGGGGAAAUAGCCACCUAACAGUGCAAAACACAGCAUUUGAAGCAGCCAUCUCUAAUCAAGAAAGUGACUAGAGCACUUGACAUUGCGAUACCUUGGCUGUAAAAUUGAUAUUUUUGUCAAAGUGCUGUUUUCAGUUUUGUUAUAGGGCAGCUUACACUUACUUUCUCAUGAUGAGCCGCAGGCACUUGGUUCUUACUGAGAAUUCAUACCACCUGCUGCAUUUAUAUCUGUUUCUUAUUUUUGUAAGAUAGAUUUAUUUGGUCCAGUUACAGAAUGAAGGCCAUGUUCGAUUUUAUAUAAAUUAUCUCCCAAUCUCAGUUUAAGAGACAUUUUCAUUAUUGAGUCCCUUUCUUCCCUUAAGGUUAGGAAAAAAAAAAAAAUAGGGUAAAUUUUAAAACGAUGUCCCACAAGUCACUUUUAAACUUGGGUCAUAAUUGAGAUGUAUUGAACUCCAGUGGCCCUCCCCUCCGUUUUUCCUAUUAAGUUUGACAACAGUUUAUGAGGAAAAAAAAAUGUGAAAAAUAUUAGUUAUAAUGCUUUUGGAUUAUCCACUUAAAUUAUGUAUUUUCAUAUCACUCAGGUAAAGUUGGAAAUGACAGAGCACAGACAUCUAUUUUUUAAAUCAGUAGGGUAGAAAAUGAAAAGCACUUCAGUUUAUUUAUAUUACCAUAUAUGCAAUCAUCUUAGCGAGUCAGACGUAAUAUAUUCAUUUGUAUAGCGAAAUAAGUGCAUUCAUCCUAAUUAUAGUCAACACGGUUUUGCCAAAUGGCACAAAUAUACCUCCAUUUAUAUUUUGUAUCUUAAAAUUGUAGUUUAAAAAUAGGACAUGUAUACGCGACACUUUUUACGAAAAGUGCCAUAUAUACAUAUGUAACAGGGAUGACUGUGUUAACAUAAUUUAUAACAGUUUCUGUCAGUACAGUGAAUACUGAAAAUUCAAGUUGUUUUCAACACCUUCGGGUACAUUCAGGAUAAGAGAAAGUUAACCCAGUCUCAUAAUGUAAAUCAUAUUUUUGUUAUUUGCCAUAUUUUAUUUGAAGCAGUAAUACGGUUUUAUAACAGAUUUGAAUGUUACAGUACACAGUGUACUAGCCAUAGCAAGCAAACAUUUACAUUUGCUUUUUUUUACAGUAGAUUUCUUUUAGAGUAUACUUUCUAUUUUUCUGUACUGACAUAUGCAAUAAAUUGAUAACAUUAAAAGUUUGAUUAAUGUCUUAAGAUAGUUUGUAUUUAGUCUCUCCCCCCCCCCAAUUUUCUAUUAACCUAAAUGAUAUGGUAGAACAUUAAGGUUUCCUUAAUGGUUAAAUAAAUUUUCUGAAUUUGUGCAGAAGUUAAUGAAUUUUUAUUGUAAUAAUGCUGUGGACGGUAAGUGUAAGGUAGAUUUAUAUUCUCUUUUUUCGUAUUAUUCUCACACAGACAUUUAAUUUAAGCUAAUAGUAAAUGUUUUCUGUAUAUGGGCUGCUGGUGAAUGAAUAGGCCCCAAAGCAUUUGAUGAGUUAAAUGAAUCUGGGAAUGAAUAAAUUCUAAGUGUUCACAGUCCUGUGGCGUUCAGAUCUCGUAAGUGCCUUUUCACAAAAUUCUGGUCUUUUUUUUUUUUCUAUCCCAUUACUAUUGAGUUGAUGGUUUAAGAUGAUUAAAAAUGGCCUGAUACUCA